AUGGCCAACCGUGGGCGCACGUACGACCCCCAGGUCUUUUCCAUCCAUGAUCUUCAGCGACUGGCUUCGGAGAAGCUAUCUACAACAUAUCGGGAAUACUAUAAUGAGGGAGCUAUGGACCUCCUCACCUUGCGCGACAAUGAAAAGGCCUACGACAGAUACAAGAUUCGCCCCCGAGUUUUGAAGGAUGUUUCCAACAUCGACAGCAGCGUCACCCUUUUCGGAGCCAGGGUCAAGUUCCCCUUCGGCUUCUCGCCCACUGCUAUGCAGAAGCUGGCUCACGAAGACGGAGAGGUCGGAACGUCGAGAGCGGCUGCAUCAGUUGGCGUUCCGAUGGCCCUUUCAUGCUACUCCACCAUUGAUCUGGAGAGCGUCAUCUCCCAUGGGAAGGGAAACCCUUACAUCAUGCAGCUUAGCCUGCUCAAGAACAGGGAGGCGAUGAUCCAGAUGGUCGAGCGAGCCGAGAAGGCUGGGUACAAGGCACUGUUCCUGACCCUCGAUGCUCCCUACCUGGGCCGCAGGCUAAACGAGUUCCGUAACUCGUUUGGUCUCCCCGAGGGGAUGGAGUACCCCAAUCUGUUCCCCGGAGUAGACGUGUCCAACCUAGAGGACGCCGGCGACUCAAUGGCCUACGGUAAGAUUGACCCUACACCUUGGGCCAGCUUCGAGAUACUGACAUGGGCCGACAUAGAGACCGCCAUCGGGUGGGCAGAGCUCAUCGCCUUCUUCCGCAAACACACCAAGAUGCAGAUCUGGGGCAAGGGAGUCUACACCCCCGAAGACGUCGAGCUCGCGAUCCAACAUGGCUUCGAUGGAGUCGUGAUAUCCAACCAUGGCGGUCGCCAGCUCGACGGCUCCCCCGCCACCCUCGACGCCCUGCGCGACUGCGCGCCUGUGGCAGAGGGCCGUAUCCUGAUUGCCAUUGACGGUGGCAUCCGCCGAGGAACGGAUAUCUUCAAGGCUAUUGCUCUUGGUGCCGAUUUCUGUUUUGCCGGCCGUCCGGCAAUCUGGGGGCUUGCAUACGCUGGUGAGAAGGGCGUGAAGCUCGCUCUUGACAUCCUGUACGACGAGUUUAUCACGUGUAUGGCGCUUGCUGGUUGUCGCUCGGUGGCGGAUAUCACAAAGGGCCAUCUGGCCCUGUUGCAGCCAGACGGUGUCCUGGCCAAGUUGUAG
Molecule: messenger RNA, 1173 nt
Organism: Geosmithia morbida
Lineage: Eukaryota; Fungi; Ascomycota; Sordariomycetes; Hypocreales; Bionectriaceae
Product: (S)-2-hydroxy-acid oxidase
Exons: 7
Coding region: 1-1173 (390 amino acids)
Molecular function (GO): FMN binding; oxidoreductase activity
Source: RefSeq, a predicted model, not a curated record